CUGUUCGCGCGCAUUUCCGGCAAGGCUUGCACAUGGUUGACAGCCAAAAUUUUGCUAAGUACACAUUGGUUUCGGUUGAGCAGUGAUGGAUCAAAUCCCGGCCGCCAUGGAUCGGCACUUAGACGUGAUUCAGUGUCGCAAAGAUGGUGGGAUCCUGCUGGGAGCCUCCGGAUUAACGGGUCGAUACUGGCUGGGAUCUCUGUGGUUCUACUCCAAUCCAGAUGUGGCUCCGGAUGUGGAGAAGUGCACUGCUGGAGUGCAGCUGGAGGCCGGAUUUAAGGAGGCUGUGUGGCUGGAUGAUACCAAAGUAUUAGUGGGAUUAGACACAGGUGGUGUUGCAUUAUGGGAACUAGUGGAUAAUUUCCACACGUUUGUCCACCUAAGUGGUGCAGUCGAGCAUGACGACAUUGUGACCUCAGUGGGCGUGGUCAGUGGAGGAAAGAAGGCUGUCUCUGCUGGUGCUGACCGUUGUGUUAAAGUUUGGGAUUUAGAAAAUAUGUACUCUACAAACACAUACAGAGCUCACGCUGACGUGGUGGAGUGUGUCAGUUGUCAUCCAACAGACUCCGCUCUUUUUUUGUCAUGUUCAGCGGAUGGCAGUGUGUUUCUCUGGGACACGCGGAAAUCAAGACCUGUGUCGGAUAUAGGUGGGUUUCCUCCGCCAAUUCUCCCUGUAGAUAGAGUAGACACAUCACCACUCAAACAUUCCCCCAAACAAGUUGUGUGGCAGCCAGACUCGCAUCAUUUUGCAGUGGGCGGAGAAUGUGGACAGUUGGUUGUCAAGGAUACAAGGAAGGCGGUUGGAGCAACAUUGUCUCUGGACUGCCAUUCCCGAGCAGUCACAAAGUUGUCGUUUUGUAAAGAAAAUCCAGGUCUUUUAGCCUCAGCUUCAGAAGAUGGCACAGCUGUAGUUUUAUCUAUAGACAAAGAAUCUGGUAGACAAAUAUUCCAAGACAGCUCCCAUACUGAUUUUGUGACAGGUCUAAGCUGGCAAGGAGGGGACAAUCUCUUCACAUGUAGUUGGGACUCAAAAGUCAAAAGACACUGUGUAUCAAAGUGUGAACAGACUUCUGAGGACACUGUGGUUGUUAGAAUGGAGACGGACUGUAUAGAAAAGGAGAAUGUGAAGAAAAAGAUGGCCAGUAUUUCUUUAGUUUGUAAUGGAAACGGUGCUGAAGUGGAAUCGACAUGAUGUGCAUCAUCUACCUCGUUGUAUCUGUGUUCGUAGACUGGUGUUUAAGAACUAAUGGCCACAUAUCUACACAAAAUUCACACUUCUGUUAUGUUGGUGAAAAUUGGUUUGCUUAGUUUUUUCAUGUCAAACCUAUUUGUUUUGUUAGUAGAAGUGUUCUGUUUUUGAGAGGGCAUUGAAUGCCAUGUUUCAGGAUGAAACUCGAAAGAAAUUUCAUUCGAGUUUCACUUGAUUAAAUGAUUCUGAUUAAAAGGAAGUUGUGAAAUAAUAAACAUAUUGAUAGUAA
Molecule: messenger RNA, 1478 nt
Organism: Ostrea edulis (European flat oyster)
Lineage: Eukaryota; Metazoa; Mollusca; Bivalvia; Ostreida; Ostreidae
Product: methylosome protein 50-like
Exons: 9
Coding region: 86-1192 (368 amino acids)
Biological process (GO): oocyte axis specification
Cellular component (GO): methylosome
Molecular function (GO): protein binding
Source: RefSeq, a predicted model, not a curated record